Messenger RNA from Lactuca virosa, 2694 nucleotides. Lineage: Eukaryota; Viridiplantae; Streptophyta; Magnoliopsida; Asterales; Asteraceae. The record is from the annotation of a GenBank genome assembly.
AUGAGAAAGCUCCACCGUCAUCGUUCCAUCCGGCCUCUUCCGCACCCAAAUCCCAUCAUCUCCACCACCCUUUCACCGUCGUACCCCACCAAACACGAAAUCAACGGCCACCUUGAUAAUGACGAAAACCUCAUAUCCACUAUCACUAACAUUGUUCAUGGAAACCAAAGCUGGAGUGUAUCUUUCAACAACACCAUCUCUAGCAACUUGAAACAGCAACACGUCGAAAAGGUCUUGCUCAGAACCCUAGACGAUCCAAGGUUAGCUUUACGCUUCUUCAAUUUCUUAGGCCUGCACAGGAACUUCAACCACUCAACUACGUCGUUUUGCAUCCUCAUACACGCACUCGUCCAGUCCAAUCUCUUAUGGCCUGCUUCUUCACUGAUCCAAACGCUCUUACUACGAACAUCGAGUCCGGAAAUCGUUUUUAAGUAUUACUACGAUACCUAUGUGAAUUACAAUUUUUCGAGAACUAUAGGGUUUGAUUUGUUGAUUAACGCGUAUGUUCAAGGCAGGAGAGUAUUAGAUUCUUUUUCGGUUGUGAAUUUGAUGAAAAGCAAGAAUGUAAUGCCUGAGAUUAGAACUGUAAGUGAUGUUUUCAACGGAUUGAUUCGAAUUAGGCGAUUUGAUUUGGUGUUGAAGUUCUUUGAUGAGAUGACGGAAAUUGGUAUCAGGGGCAAUGCUUACAUACAUACUGCUAUCAUUCGAUGUUUGUGUGAAUUAAAGAAUUUUGAUAGGGCAAAUGAAUUGAUACAGUGGUUAGGGUCCAACAAUCAUGAGUUAAAUAUCGUUAUGUACAAUGUGUUCAUUCAUGGGCUCUGCAAGAGCCAAAAGAUGGAAGAAGCAAUGGAGUUAAAGCAAGCAUUGCCUUUAAAGGGUUUGAAAGCUGAUGUUGUCACAUAUUGCAGUUUAAUUAUGGGUUUCUGUAGAUUACAACAAUUUAAAACUGCUAGAACUCUAAUCAGUGAAAUGGUGGACAUGGGGUUUGUCCCAAGUGAAGCUGUUGUUUCAGGUGUUGUUGAGGGGUUGAGAAGAAAUGGGGAUGCUAUUAGUGCUUAUAAUUUGAUACAAGAUUUAGACUCCAUCAAAGCAUUACCAAAUAUAUUUGUAUAUAAUGCAUUGAUCAAUUCGUUAUGCAAAGAGGGAAAUGUAGAUGAAGCCAACAUUCUUUUUAAAAACAUGGAUACCAAUGGUUUAACCCCUAAUGAUAUUACUUACUCAAUCAUCAUUGAUUCAUUUUGCAAAAGAGGCCAACUUGAAGAUGCACGUCUUUUUCUUGAUAAAAUGAAUGAUUCAGGAAUAAAAGCAUCCGUUUAUCCUUACAAUUCUCUGAUAAAUGGAUACUGUAAGUCAGGAAAACCAAGAAUUGCAGAAACUCUUCUAAAAGAGAUGGUUUUUCAAGAUGUAAAUCCAACAGUUGUGACAUAUACAUGUUUAAUAGAUGGAUAUUGCAAACAUCAAGAUGUACACAAGGCAUUGAGGCUUUACCAUGAGAUGACAGGGAAAAGAAUCUUUCCAAACACUUAUACAUUUACUUCACUAAUUUCUGGUUUUUUUAAUGCAAACAUGGGGACAGAAGCAAGUGCUUUCUUUCUUGAAAUGAUGGAAAGAAACGUGAUCCCUAAUGAGAGAACUUACAAUGUUAUGAUUGAAGGCCAUUGUCAAGAAGGAAACAUGGUAAAAGCCUUUGACUUGUUUGACCAAAUGGUGGAAAAGGGUCUGAAACCCGAUACAUAUACCUUCAGAUCUUUAAUGGCUGGACUUUGUUCGAUUAAUAAAGUUUCUGAAGCUAAAGAAUUUGUAAAUAACCUCAACAGGCAAAACCACAAACUAAAUGAAAUGUGUUAUAGUGCUCUUUUACAAGGUUUCUGCCAGGCUGGACUUUUAGAUGAUGCAAUUAGUGCUUCCAAUGAGAUGAUAGAGAAGGGAAUCGACAUGGACAUUGUUUGUUAUUCCAUGCUUAUAAAUGGAAGUGUUAAAGAAGGUGAUGAUGUAAAAUUAAUACACUUUCUAAAAGAAAUGCACGAUAAAGGAAUGAAACCAGAUAAUGUUUUAUACACAAUCUUGAUUGAUGCUUUUGGAAAAAGAAGAGAUCUUGGGAAAGCAAUAGGGUAUUGGGACAUAAUGAUUAGUGAAAAAUGCAACCCCAAUGUUGUGACAUACACUGUGAUUAUAAACUGUUUAUGUAAAUUAGGGUUUAUAGAAAAAGCCGAGGUUUUAUUCAAGGAAAUGCUUGUGAAUUCCAUCUUCCCAAAUCAUGUGACAUACGGAUGCUUUCUUGACUGUUUGACUAACGAAGGGCAUAUGGAAAAAGCAUUACACCUUCAUAAUAUUAUGUUAAAAGGGUCUCUAGCAAACACGAUAACAUACAAUAUUUUGAUUCGGGGUUUUUGCAAAUUGGGUAGAAUUCAAGAAGGUGUGAAGAUCUUGGAUGAGAUGUUUGAUAAUGGAAUCUUGCCAGAUCAUGUGAGUUAUUCGACCAUUAUUUAUGAAUAUUGUAGAAAUGGGAAUGUACAUGAAGCGAUUAAGGUAUGGGAUUUGAUGAUUGAUUCGGGUUUGAAACCAGACACAUUGGCAUAUAGUUUUAUAAUACAUGGUUGUUGUGUUGCUGGAGAGUUGACCAAAGCGGUUGACUUUCGUGAUGACAUGGUAAAAAGAGGAUUGAAGUUGAAUCAAAGUCUGGAGCUUUUGUGA